This is a messenger RNA of Phytophthora sojae, 1068 nucleotides long. RefSeq lists its product as hypothetical. Bases 26 to 943 code for a protein of 305 amino acids. The transcript is spliced from 6 exons. The record is from RefSeq and is a predicted model, not a curated record. Lineage: Eukaryota; Oomycota; Peronosporomycetes; Peronosporales; Peronosporaceae. Gene Ontology annotation, molecular function: NADP binding; oxidoreductase activity; NAD binding.
GAAGAUCUCAACGAAGAAGAAGACGAUGGUAGUCGCUGUGAAGCCGAAGAUAUGCAGAGUUGGAUGGAUUGGAACGGGCGUCAUGGGUGCCAGCAUGGUCGGCCACAUCCUGAAGCACGGCUAUGAGGUGACGGUGUACAACCGCACGCUGUCCAAGUGCGAGGGUCUCAAGGAGCAGGGCGCGCAGGUCGCCAGCUCCCCUGCUGAGGUGGCCAAAGUUUCCGACAUCGUGUUCGGCAUCGUGGGCUACCCGAGCGACGUGCGCAAGGUGUUCCUGGACCCCGAGUGGGGUGUGCUGUCCUCCAUCAAGUCGGGUGGUGUCAUUGUCGACAUGACCACCAGCGAACCCUCGCUGGCCAAGGAGAUCUACGAGGCUGCCAAGCAGAAGGGUGUCUCGAGUCUGGAUGCCCCCGUGUCGGGCGGCGACGUCGGCGCCCGUGAGGGAACGCUCUCGAUCAUGGUCGGUGGAGAUGCCAACACCGUGGAGUCGACAAUGCCAUUGUUCGAAAUCAUGGGCAAGAACAUUCGCCACAUGGGCGGCGCGGGCGCCGGUCAGCACACCAAGAUGGUGAACCAGAUCCUCAUCGCCACCAACAUGAUCGGCGUUGUCGAAGGCCUUCUGUACGCGCGGAAGAGCGGCCUCGACGUGGAGGAGGCUAUCCGUGCUGUGAGUGCGGGCGCCGCAGGCUCCUGGUCCAUCAGUAACCUCGGACCUCGAAUUGCUAAGCGCAACUUCGACCCUGGCUUCUUCGUGGAGCACUUUGUCAAGGAUAUGGGCAUUGCACUGAAGGAGGCCGAGCGGAUGAACCUGUCGCUGCCUGGGCUCGCCCUUGCCAACCAGCUCUACGUUGCCGUCAAGGCUCAAGGCCACGGUCGCCUCGGAACGCAGUCCCUCAUGCUCGCACUUGAGCAGCUCAACGGCAUCGAUUCAUCGUCCAAGUGAGGAAGCGCUGGCUAAUUGUCCAGAAAGACAUGUUGAAGUCGUCGUCGUAGGAUUUAGCACUAAUUACUACGUAUUAGGCUAAUUUGCACUUAAAACGUCAAGAAGAAAAGUCGCAAUCACUUGUC